UCUGCUAGGCGCGUGUCGAAAUCGCGUCCGAGCCCGCGCAUCUUCCCAGUGACGUCACGGAAAUCAAGAUGUCCGAGCAACUCGCGGCGCGACGGUUGGCCAGUCCGAGCGCGCGCCGCCGUGGAUCAUGUUUCCAAUUGGGCUGUUUGCGACGGCGUGCGCAAGAACCAACAGGCACCGCGAACCUUCCGAGAAGCGUGCUAUCCGUCACAAAGAGAAACGUAAACAAUCUCCGAGUCCCGAGCGCAGCCUGGGCUUUCAGCACAUCGGGCAGUGCAAUCGUGGAGUGUCGAGCGAAUCGAAAUUAUGUUGGAGGAGCAAGAAGCAUCGGAAGUGCGAGUCGACGUGGAAUAUUGUGGAACAUGUGGGCAUAUUAAGCAGUUCAUCGAAAUGGCUCAGAAAAUUAAGGAGGCUUUGCCAGAGGCUAAAAUUAGUGGGGAACCCGGGAGACAAGCCUCAUUUGAAGUACGAGUAAACGAUGAGUUGGUCCAUUCAAAAUUGCAAACUAUGGCCUUUCCAGACUUUAAAGAGGUUACCGAAUUAGUCAAGGAUGUGUCACAAGGCAAAUCAAUUAACAAGAUUCAGAAACAUCAAGCUAUAGACUGCGUUAUUUCUUAGUUAGGUAAAACCUAAUAUAAAGAAGGUAAAAUUUUUACGUUCUUCAAAUAAUGUAAAUACUAUUAAGUGUUUUGUACAUAGACACGCAUUGUGUUAUGAAUAUCAAAUAAUGAUUUAUUGAAUAUAAAGCACACACAGUCGCAUAAAAAUGUGUCUAGUGUUUUGAAUAACAGUAAGUUUUAAUAGUAUACUACUAAUCACUAGUGUCCUACAAUUAACUUAAAAACAAUUACUGACCUAUGGUAGUAUAAUACAAUAUUUUCAUCAAAUACUUCUUGAAUUCUCUAUUCUUACUCAUAGUAUAUUUUAUCGCCAAUAGACAGGGUAUCAUUUCCUUCAUUUUGUUUUACCAAAUAAAUUCCAAAUUUCAAUUUACCAUGGAACUCUUCAGCUAAGGUGCGCAAUGGUUCAACAGUUUUUUUCCCUGUUGUUUGAUCUAUACAAAUCAUUUGACAUCUAGUGCAUACUGCUUCAACCUAAAAGGAGAAUAUAUUCAGUUUUGACUUGCACUCACACUUUUCUAAGAUACUCUUGUAAAUAAUCACCAUUUCAUACCUUAAAGUAGCAGUUUCCUACUUGGACAGUUUUCCAUCUCGUUUCUUCAAAAGGUGCACAUCCUUCCACAUAAAAAUUCCCUCUAAAUCUGUACAACAUUGUAUCUCUAUCACAUUGAGAAUCUUCUGGCACUCGAUCAGCUAACCAGUCAGUACUAGCUACAUUGAUCAACAGAUACUGACUUUGACUAGCGAAUGACAAAGCUGGUUUAUUCGUCGCUGCAAAAAUUAUAAUUGUAAGACUAAAUGAUAAUACUCAUAAAAAAUACACUUAAAGUUG
Messenger RNA from Nasonia vitripennis (jewel wasp), 1452 nucleotides. RefSeq lists its product as uncharacterized. The transcript has 3 exons. Gene Ontology annotation, biological process: negative regulation of apoptotic process; positive regulation of filopodium assembly. The record is from RefSeq and is a predicted model, not a curated record. NCBI's taxonomy places the organism in Eukaryota, Metazoa, Arthropoda, Insecta, Hymenoptera, Pteromalidae. The coding region runs from base 307 to 618 and encodes 103 amino acids.